AUGACAGAAACCUCACAUCCUGAUGCUAUACAAAAGAAACGGAGACGGCGUUGCUUCGUCGUCGCCGGAGGAAUUCUUUUCGUGGUUCUGUUGAUACUCAUCGUAAUUGUCAUCUUAGCAUUGACGAUUUUUAAGGUUAAACAACCGAAAGUUGAGCUCGUAUCGGCUUCGCUAAACGGUAUCGCUCCGCGAAUAUCGUUUCCGCUUAUGAAUGUCCAACUUAACAUCUCCCUUGAUCUCGAACUUCUUGUUAAUAAUCGGAACUAUGCGAGUUUCAAACACGGGGUUGGAAAAAGUUUUCUUAUGUACCAAGGCAAGCAGGUAGGAGAAGCCGAUCUGUCUGCGGGUCUCAUUCCGUCUAGAGGAACGGUUACGCUUCCUUGUCGGCUGACGAUUCAGGUGGAUGAGUUAGCGUCUGAUAUGGGAAACUUGAUCCGGGAUAUAAUGGCGGGUCAGCUCGUAAUGGAAACACACACGACGAUUCCGGGUAGGGUUACCAUCUUGGGGUUUGUAAAAAAGCAUGCUGUUGCUAUUUCUGAUUGUAGAUUUACAGUUGCUUUUCCUUCUAUGGAAAUUCUAAGCCAGCAGUGCAAGAGCAAGACCAAGACCAAGCUUUGA
Molecule: messenger RNA, 618 nt
Organism: Mercurialis annua (annual mercury)
Lineage: Eukaryota; Viridiplantae; Streptophyta; Magnoliopsida; Malpighiales; Euphorbiaceae
Exons: 1
Coding region: 1-618 (205 amino acids)
Source: RefSeq, a predicted model, not a curated record